Messenger RNA from Postia placenta MAD-698-R-SB12, 5124 nucleotides. RefSeq lists its product as hypothetical. The transcript has 4 exons. The record is from RefSeq and is a predicted model, not a curated record. Gene Ontology annotation, biological process: regulation of ARF protein signal transduction. NCBI's taxonomy places the organism in Eukaryota, Fungi, Basidiomycota, Agaricomycetes, Polyporales, Adustoporiaceae. The coding region runs from base 1 to 5124 and encodes 1707 amino acids. Gene Ontology annotation, molecular function: guanyl-nucleotide exchange factor activity.
AUGCUGUCUGGCACGACGCUGCCAGGGUCUACUCCUACCCUAUUCAUCGUCAGAGCCGGAAGGAACAUGGAGCCGUCAUCCGUCGCCGAACAGCGAGCGACUGCCGUCGCAAAGCUCAAGCGCGCCGCGUCUCUCCCUCGUAUGAAGGACGGCCGACGACCGCCCAUGCACGUCGAGGCGGUAAGUGAGGGAGAAAGGAUGGACCACGACGACGGGAUUGAUGAGGAGAGCGUGCAGGACGCAGAUGGGCUGCAAGAGGGGGAAGAGGUGCAGGAGGAGGAAGCGCACCAGGUUCCAGGCGUGGACACCCCCGAGGACACUGAAGAACGCCCCGAACAAAUCGAGGAAGCAUCUACCCCCGCGCCCGAGACACCAGGGCCUGCUGAAAACAUCCCCACUCGCGCCAAACGGCGCUCACGCUCACGUACGCGGUCGCGAGGGUCAAAGGACUUCAAGGGCAAGGCGAAGCAAUCCUCGCAGGUCAGCUCGGCGAGUCAUACAAAUGAGUCGUCUGCCGACGAGUAUGCUAUGCCUGCCUCCGGCGACGAGCCGCCUCCUUCGCCGCCUCUCGUCUCCCCCAUCCCCUCACAUUUCGCGCUAUCUGCUUCGAGGCUCCUCGCGUCACCAUUCUUCUAUCCUGGAACUACACCACCGACACCACUACCAACCCUUGAUGACCUACAGAGGGGGAUGACGGGCAUGGGGCUCUACCGAUCGAACAGUGCGGGGGCGGCACGCAUGAUGGCAAUGCACAAGCUCACUGGCGGGACCGAAAUGAUCGACCCUGCGUAUUUUUCAUCAUCUCCAACCCCUGACGGCCCGCGGCUAAUGCGCAACAACACCGUGUCAGGCGGGGAAAGGAUGGCGGCGCGACAGAUGCUGCUCAAUCGGCUGCGUCCCCGUGUCAAUCAGACGGACGGGGAGCAGACCAGUGGCGGCGAAGAGGUGGUGGCCCCGAUAUUGCCCCCGAAGCGCCGGCGGCGGCGAUCCAAGCGAGCAUCAUCGCGCGCAUCGACCGUUGUGGACGAUCGGGAAGAGCGGGAACCGCCGUCGACAACGCCCAAUACGCCUAUAGUGCCGCCUUCGCCGUUACCGCUACACUUCCGCAACACGCCAGAGCCGCCACGGCCGCCGUCAUCGGCAAGUCGGGCAGGUAAUGGGGACGCUCUCCGGGAUUUGCCACAAGUUAAGUCUAAUGGCAGCCCAUCCAUUGACUACGAGAAGCCGAUGGGACAUCGUGGCGUAGUUGUAGAAGAGGAAGACGAUGUAACGCCAGAACGCGUCUCUCCUCAGCGCCUGCCAUUGCCGUCCCCCUCGACGCCUGCACGCGGGUUCAUGACCACGGCAGGGUUGCGCCUACCACAUACAUCUGACGCGCCAUCAAGUACUUCUACUGACUCUGCAUCGGUGAGCGUGCCAGUGUUCAUCUCUCAAAAGGUGGGAUAUGGUCAGGAGAUGUUCCCUGCGAGUCCGUUUGCCACGCCUCUCAAGGAGAGGAUGUACCCAGACGAGGACGAGGAGCGAGUCUUGGUGCGGAGUAGGUCACGACUAGCAGCAUUCGAACGCGAAAGCGAGAUUAGCUGGGUCGCGGAGCCUGUGCCAGAGCGGGAGCGGAUGCCGCUGCAUGAUGACGAGGAUGACGAGGAUGAGCUGGAAUUUGAGGAGGAACCGAUAGGAGAGCAGCCGCAAACUACCAUUGGCGACCGCGUUCCUCAGUUGAGCGAGUUGAUCGUCGAGGUCGAAACCUCCCCAGAACCGACAUCAGCACAUAUCCUGCCAUCUCCCAUAUCGCCUAUCGUCCCUCUCACGUCCACUCUGAGUGAAUCCCACUCCGGUCCUGCACAGCCCUCGCCUACCGUGUACCCUGCACGUCUUUCCGUGGCUACACCCAGCCAGAUGGACCGUUCCCCGUCGAGCACAGACUUCCCACCAGACUUAGACGAUUCGCGUGCGACAGUCACUGAAGCGACAUUGAAGCGGGUGGGUGAAUCCACCAGGACCUGGGGGGAUAAGGUCAAGAACGCCUUUCCCUUUCAACUGGGUAGGAGCGGCUCUGUCAACGGCCGUCGCUCGCGGACAGGAAGCAUUAGCAUCCGGGACAGGCGGGAGAACACGGACUCGAGUAUGAGUCGCGAGAGCCACGGCAGCAUCUCGCGAGAAAAGGGCGAGCAACCCAACCAUGAGACACAGCCACCGUCUGCGUCAACCUCCAUUCUCUCGCUCCCGAUUGCGCCGCAAAUGGGGAUGCACUCGCCAAUUCCGCCUGCUACAGCCGAGAUGAUCUCAUACGACCACGAGUAUAACCCCAAGUUGUUCCCUUUCCCAGGAAUCAAGCAACUUGAGGCGCAGCGAAUGCAUCGCGUCGCCCAGUCCGUUUCAACUCCUGACGUGACCAAUGGAAACCCCAUGGAGUCGGUCCCGAGUUCGAGCUCGUCGAAUACGGCAGGGCGUUCAUUGGAACCUGGGAGGGAGCGGAAGCUCUCACAUCAGGCAUCAGACAGCCGCCUCUUGCCCCGGUUCAAAAACGCAACUUCCCCGCUUCCUGUGUCUUCUGUGCCGUCAUCCGCUUCGCAGGGUGACUACUUCAGCAUACCCUCCACGACUACUCCGGGCACCAGCGCGUCUGGCUCCGUGAAACUCCCCAUGAACCGUGAGGAUGUCAAGAAGUGGUUGAAUGUCAAAAGGAAGUUGUUUGGGUCAUCGCCUGCUCCUACUCCCAGUGCGACCGUCGAUGCUAGGCCACGGAUGGGCGACAAGAAGCCGUCGUUAUCAGACAUACUACGCGGCCGUAAAGAGGCGGAUUGGGAGGAUAGUGGCCAUGACAAUGCUCGUACGCCGACGAGCCCACCCAGCAAUGCGAUUUUUGCACCGCUUAGGCGGGAGGAGCUCAAGACUGCCGUGCAUAUGGAGACCGAAGUUGUCCUGUCGCACGACUCUAGUCCGGAGACCAUACACUCACCCAAGAGAGAAUUCCAUCUAGAAGGCAGAUCGAACGGUGUGAUUUCGCCUUCUCAUGCCUCAGAAUUCUCAGUGUCAUUUCCCUCGCCGCAUGAUCCUCCAUCGUCGACCACGCCAGAUCCCCACUCCUCUCUGGAUGAUUUCCCGCCGUCAACAUCAGAUUCUUGUUCAAUGUCAUCGUCGCAUCAAUCGCCGGAUCCGCGCGAGAAUGAGGUGUCUGUCAGCUCGAUCAUACUGGCGCGUCUUGACGAAGUACUGGGUCGGGGCUCGAAGAGUUCAAUCUAUCCAAACACGCUCGAUGACCCUCCCCGGAAGCUCGUCCUGUCCUCACCCGUCCUGCAGGUUGUCAAUGCUAACACUGUCAAAGAUCGCUUCCUCUUCCUCUUCAACGACAUUUUGGUUAUUGCUAAGCCUGUCAUGCACGACCAGGACAUUCUGAUCGAGACGAUGAAGCCAAGUCCCCUCGACAGGAAGUUCAUAGUCAAAAGCGUUUGUCCGCUUCGGCAGCUUCGUUUCUCUGGCGAGCGGGAUGAAGGCCACACCAAGAGUAUCAAUGGGGCCAAUCCCAUGAAACAUCCCGUCAUCAGCAGCUUCGUGCAUUACUUUGCCAAAGAUCCCGACAGUGCCAUCGCGUUCUUGUCCACUAAGACCAGCGCUAGGGAGGACCCGAUCGCGUUGGGUCAGCUGCUCUUCCGGACGCUUGACCUAGACAGAGCGAGGUUAGGCGAAUACCUAUCCCGUCGAACAUCCAAGGUCGUGUUGAAGGCAUUCAUCAACAGCUACAGCCUGACUGGCUUGCGCAUUGAUAAGGCCCUUCGCGUUUUCUUGCAGGCGGUUCACCUACCGGUUCGAUCGGGCAAUCAGACUGGAGCGCUUGAGUACCUCAUGGAUUCCUUCGCUAGUCGUUGGCACGAGGCCAAUGCUGGAAUAGUUGCCUACGAUAAGGAUCUGGCCGUCCGACUGGUGCGCGCCAUUGCCCAGCUCAACGAAGUCAUGCACGGUGAAAUCACUGACGAGCCUGGACCCACUGGGUAUCCUAAACGCAACGUCAUUUCUCGCGAUUUUGUCGAAGCCUUUAGAAGAUACGAUCCAAGAGGUCUGGUGCUGGAUGACUUGCUUGACAAGAUUUACGCCUCCAUUCGGCGAGAGAGGCUCUCGCAAGCACGCGAUCCAAGUGCAUCUGGUGACACCCCAGAUGUUCCCAUCACGAUCAAGCGGCCUUUGCCAACUCGCCUGACGUACCGCAUACAAUCCGAGCCGAUCAUCUUGCGCAUACCGCAGCCCGAUCCCCAUCUCACCAUCCAGUUAUUCGGUCAAGAUCUAGUGUUCGACCCCCCGGUCCUUAGCUUCGUCAGAUCAUCGGAGACGUCUUUCCGCGUUACAGGGACGUCACUUGGACCCAAGACUAUUAUCAUGUGGCGAUCUGGGCCCAACGGCAUCCUCUACACGGGACUGCCGCUUAGUAGCGCUGUGAUGGUCGAGCGGGCAUUCAUGCGCAACACGUUCCAGCUCGCGUUUGUGAACCACAAUGGCGCAAAGCGGAAGUACAUGUUCGGCGUCGAUGACUCACUCGUCCGUCAUCAGUGGGCAGUCUCACUCAAACGCCAGAUUGACAUCGCGUCCACGAGUAUUUCACCCGCCGAGGCAUCAGGCUCUAGCUCUCAGAAGGCAGCCGAGAGUCUGGCACUACGGGUGCUCCAGGACACAUUAAUCUCAUCAGAGGACGACUACCCAUCCGUGCCGUUGUCGCCCGUCGAUGAAGCCCUGGCCCGUCUCAAUGGUGCGACGCCACCUAGACGUGCCCACAGCAGUAGUGUUUCCAGCCCGCGUUCUGCCAUGAACCGUAGUGCCAACGGGGCGUCUGGGGCUCGAAGACAACCCAAUGGUUCCAGCCCGCACGUGCGCUCGAAAUCGCGCAGCCAGGUAUAUCAUCGCCAUGGACCCGGGAGGCUCGAGCUCGAGCUCAACGAUCUUGGUGAUCGCAGUGACGAAGAUCGGUUGCAGCACGACUCAUCUGCACAGUCGCAGCAGCAACAGCAGCAACGGACAUGGAGUGGACGCGAUCUCGAGAUUAUCUGUCGACAGAACAGCCUAAUCACUCCUAUGCUAACAUAUCUGCAAGUGGGCCGAAGAGAUCCUGACAUAAUCAAUGGUGCUGUUUCAUAG